Messenger RNA from Acytostelium subglobosum LB1, 1383 nucleotides. RefSeq lists its product as hypothetical. The transcript is spliced from 3 exons. Gene Ontology annotation, biological process: citrate metabolic process; carbohydrate metabolic process; tricarboxylic acid cycle. NCBI's taxonomy places the organism in Eukaryota, Evosea, Eumycetozoa, Acytosteliales, Acytosteliaceae. The record is from RefSeq and is a predicted model, not a curated record. Gene Ontology annotation, cellular component: mitochondrial matrix. Bases 1 to 1383 code for a protein of 460 amino acids.
AUGUUCUCAACUGCCAUUAGACAAAGCAUUUCUCUCAACAGAGCCUUCGCAAGAAGCUUCUCAUCAGCUGUUGAGCCAACUUUGAAGGAGAGACUCACCCAGAUCAUCCCAGGCAAGAUCGCACAGGUCAAGAAGCUCAAGGAGGAGCAUGGUGAGAAGAUCAUUGGAACAUGCACUGUUGCUCAAGCCUACGGUGGUAUGAGAUCGGUCAAGUCGUUGGUCACUGAGACCUCGUCGCUCGACGCAGAGGAGGGAAUCCGUUUCCGUGGAUUCACCAUCCCAGAGUGCCAGGCUAAGCUCCCCAAGGCCCCAGGCGGCGAGGAGCCACUUCCAGAGGGUAUCCUUUGGUUGCUGCUCACUGGUGAGAUCCCAACCACCUCCCAGGUUCAGAAUCUCUCCAAGGAUCUUGCCAAGCGUGCUGGUCUCCCAACCUUUGUCGUCAACAUGAUCAAGAACUUCCCAAAGGACAUGCAUCCAAUGUCACAGCUUGGUGCUGCCAUCUUGGCUCUCCAGACCAACUCUAAAUUCGCUGCCUCUUACCACAAGGGUGUCAAGAAGGAUCAGUACUGGGACUCUACUUUGGAGGACUCUUUGGACAUCAUUGCCAAGCUUCCAGAGAUUGCCGCUCUCAUCUAUCGCUGCACAUACAAGGAUGGCAAGAUGGGCGCCAUCGACCCAAGCCUCGACUGGUCGGCCAACUUCAACCGUCUGCUCGGCUACAACUCCAAGGAGUUUGACGAGUUGAUGAGACUGUACCUCACCAUCCACACUGACCACGAGGGAGGCAACGUCAGCGCACACACCACUCACUUGGUCGGCUCUGCCCUCUCCGACCCAUACCUCUCGUACGCCGCCGGUAUGUGUGGUCUGGCCGGUCCACUCCACGGUCUGGCCAACCAGGAGGUGCUCACCUGGACCCUCGACCUCAAGAAGAAGAUUGGCGAGGGAGAGGUCUCCAACGAGAAGCUCGCUGAGCUCGUCUGGGAGGGAUUGAACGCCGGUCGCGUCGUCCCAGGCUUCGGCCACGCCGUCCUCAGAAAGACCGACCCACGUUACACAUGCCAGCGUGAGUUUGCCUUGAAGCAUCUGCCCAACGACCCACUGUUCAAGCUGGUCAGCCAGGUGUACGAGGUCGUGCCACCCGUGCUCACCAAGCAGGGCAAGACCAAGAACCCAUGGCCCAACGUCGACGCCCACUCUGGCAUCUUGUUGCAGUACUACGGAAUGAAGGAGCACUCAUACUACACCGUCCUCUUUGGAGUUUCCCGUGCCAUCGGUGUCCUGUCCUCCUUGGUCUGGGAUCGUGCUCUCGGCCACCCAAUCGAGAGACCCAAGUCCGUCACCACCGAGUGGAUUGCCAACCAUGUCAACCAGCAGCAAUAA